Didymosphaeria variabile is the source of this 1701-nucleotide messenger RNA. RefSeq lists its product as uncharacterized. Gene Ontology annotation, biological process: transmembrane transport. NCBI's taxonomy places the organism in Eukaryota, Fungi, Ascomycota, Dothideomycetes, Pleosporales, Didymosphaeriaceae. Gene Ontology annotation, molecular function: transmembrane transporter activity. The record is from RefSeq and is a predicted model, not a curated record. Bases 1 to 1701 code for a protein of 566 amino acids. The transcript has a single exon.
AUGCCUGGUCAAGACCGAUUGUCGCAAGACGAAGAGAGCCGGAGCGGGCCUCUCUUCACAGAGGUAUCGAAAGAGUCCGCGGCAUUCGAUGACAUCACGGCGCCUACUCAAGUACUCUCAAGCCUGCAUCUCCCAAGCACCAAGAUCAUCGGAGAUGCAUCCUCUGCAUCUAAAUAUCCCGGUCGGCGUGCGCAUAACGUGGAUCCUCAAAAUGCCUACCAAGGAUCCGGGACAGAUGCUGACCCAUUUCUCGUUGAAUUUCGCCAAAACGAUCCCGACAAUGCAAGGAACUUCUCUCCAGCCAAGAAAUGGUACACCGUCUUCGUGGUCACUAUGUCCGUCUUUGCGGUGACCAUGACAUCCUCUGCAUACUCUGGCUCCGCCGUCGAGGUGAAAGCGGAAUUCAACUGCAGCCAGGAAGUUUACGCUCUCGGUCUUGCGCUCUUCGUGCUGGGUUUUGCAGUUGGACCGCCGCUCUGGGCACCACUGUCUGAAUUAUACGGUCGAACGAUAUGGUACAAGAUUACACAUGCCGUCAUGGUGGCAUUCGUCGCCGGAUGCGCAGGGGCGAAAUCCAUAGGCUCACUGCUGGUGUUUAGAUUCUUCGCAGGCGCUUUUGGAGCGUCCCCACUCUCGAACUCAGGAGGAUUCAUUGCAGAUAUGUUUGGCCCUCAUGAGCGAGGUGUUGCGAUGUCCAUGUUCUCCGCGGCGCCGUUUCUUGGACCGCUCCUCGGUCCAAUGGUGGGAGGCUUUAUCAGCGAAACGAUAGGCUGGAGAUGGGUACAAGGUGUGAUGGCCAUAUAUAUCGGAAUUGUUUGGAUCGUUGGAUCCUUCACAUUAUCAGAGACGUACGGCCCGGUCAUCCUUCAACGGAAAGCAAAGCGAUUGUCGAAAGAGACUGGAAUGAAACACAUCAGCAUCCUCGUCAAAGACAAGGGAUCGGCUGCUGUCACUAACGUCUUUACCAAGGCAUUACGGCGUCCUUGGGUCCUCUUAUUCCGUGAGCCGAUCGUAUUGGUUGGAUCGACAUAUCUAGCAAUACUCUACGGCACACUAUACAUGUUUAUGGGCGCCUUUCCGAUCAUAUAUCAGCGCCUCCGAGGCUGGGACGAAGGCAUCGGCGGACUAGCUUUCCUGGGCGUCGCUAUUGGCUGCUUGAUUGCUCUUGUGUACAUCUUUAGGGAUAACACUCGAUACAAAGCACAUGGAAGUAAGGCGACCCCCGAGACUCGCCUACCUCCAGCGAUCCUAGGAGGCGUUAUCCUCCCCAUCAGCAUGUUCGCUUUCGCCUGGACGAGCUUCCCCAGCAUCCACUGGUCCGCAAGUAUUAUCCUUUCUUCCGGAUUUGGAUUCGGCAUGGUCCUCAUCUUCAUCUCCAUACUGAACUACCUUGUCGAUUCGUACACCAUCUAUGCCUCAUCGGUCAUGGCUGCUACCGCAAUGUUCAGGGCAUUCUUUGGGGCGGCUUUUCCUCUCUUCACUUCUCAGAUGUAUAAUAAGCUUGGGAUCCACUGGGCAAGCUCGAUCCCGGCAUUCUUGACGUUGGUCUGCAUGCCAUUUCCCCUCUUGAUGUAUAAAUAUGGCGAGACUGUUCGGCUGAAAUGUAAAUAUUCGAAGGAGGCUGCUCUUCUCCUAGCAAAAAUGGAGAGAGCCGACGAGAAGAGGGAUGGGGAAGAUGGUAGUUCAGAACAAGAGGUAUAG